AUGACAUCACCUGCGGAGCCGCGAGAGGGAGCUGUGGGGCGCAAGGCUUUGGGGGGCCAGGGUUACUUCCCCCGGGCGAGGCCCGACCUCCUCCCUCUCGCCCGGGGCCCCCUCCCCAGUGACGGCCUCCUCCGUGGAUCCCAGGGUACCCGGUGCUCCCCAGCAGGGUGGGACGGGGCUGGAGCUGGGCAGGUGGAGGGGAGAGGAGUAAGGCCCGACAGUCCUGCCCUGCUCCCUUCCCUUUGCCGGGUCGCGGAUCCCGGGCCUGCUCCCGACCUGGAGCGUGUGGCUCGACUCGAGCCAAGGCCGGGAAGUUUAGAUCGGGGAUUCCCGCAGGGCCGGGCUGGGCCCAGAAAUCUCUGGACUUUCCAGCCGGUGCUAGCGCGGGAGCUGGGAUGGGGGUGGGGAGGACGGAUAGGACCCCGCUCCAUUCCGGCCGGGGCGGGGCGGGCAGGAGCUUUUCCCGCCCCCCUUGGGAGAGCCCCUCACAUUUACGCCUUUUCCGAAACAUCGGGACUGGUGCCCCUCGCUCCCCAGUCCCCGUCUUCGAGUCUGCCCUCCGUCGAAUGCCCGGAGGCAGGGAGGGGACGGGACACUGGAGAGGCGGAGCUGUCGGGAGCUGUCCAACGGAGUCCUCCUCGUCCUCUUCCCGCUCCUUGUCCUCCUCCUCUCGCUCCUGCUGCCGCCGCCUACUUAGCAACCGGAGCCGCGGGCACCUGCAGAGUGGACACCAGGCAGAGCCACGGGGCACUAACGGAGAAGUGCCUGCCGCCCGCUGCAGACGGAAAGCCCCUGGCAGCCAGCGGGAAGAAAAAUGUUAAUAGGGAUCAUAAUAAACAGUGAUCACAGCGCCCCGGGGGUGAAGAAGAAGUGCUAACAAGCAGAGGAUUGGUCAAAGGUAGAGAAUAAGAGGAGCCCCAGAGAUCUGUAUAAUCCACAAAUUGGAUAGUCAAGCCCUGAAUAAUUGAGAACCAAUUUCUGCACUAGACAAAAAAGAGGAAAAUACUCCCUGAUAAGGGCACUAACAAAGAAUUCUUCAAGGACUGGCAGCAUCAGAGGAAUGACUGGAAGCAUAAGUAUUGAUGGAACCAGCAUUCUAAUCUGAAUUUGCUUCCAUCUAUGAAGCAGGACAGCGGGCAGAAUCACAAUAAGGUGCAAACUCCAUGGGGAUAAGAAAGCACCCCCACGACCUAUGAUUUAUGUUGCAUGACACUGCCCCCUCUUUCUCCCUUUUACUCGUGGGAUCCCAAUAGGGAAGGGCCAGAGGUGUGUGCCCAAGGAUUCCAGAUGGGUCCCUCAAAACUGGUGCCCUUAGCACAGAUCCUCUGGUGCUAAACUUCUCACUGUACCUCU
This is a messenger RNA of Tachyglossus aculeatus (Australian echidna), 1353 nucleotides long. RefSeq names its product translation initiation factor IF-2-like. The record is from RefSeq and is a predicted model, not a curated record. The coding region runs from base 1 to 843 and encodes 280 amino acids. Lineage: Eukaryota; Metazoa; Chordata; Mammalia; Monotremata; Tachyglossidae. The transcript has 4 exons.